Molecule: messenger RNA, 2107 nt
Organism: Chrysemys picta bellii (western painted turtle)
Lineage: Eukaryota; Metazoa; Chordata; Testudines; Emydidae
Source: RefSeq, a predicted model, not a curated record
CUCAUUGUCCAAAGCCCCAAAUCAGCUGAGAAGAUGCAGCGUGAAAGGCCAAGGUGAGUCAGGCACUGGCCAUGUAGAUGGCCCUGCCCCUGCUUCCCUCUCAAGAUGGGGCAGGGAAGGUUAAUCUGAGUGUUGAGGGAAACAAUGCUGUUUUUUGUUAUGUUGGGUGUGGUUUUUCUUUCCAGCUCUGAUGAGCCAAGACAGCCACUGCUGAUUAAAGUGUCCAGGUCUCUGGAGCAGACCCUGGAGAAGCUGAAGCUGGCCUCCAAAAACCAAUGCCCAGAGGGAGGUUCCUUGUGCAGGGCAGAGGCCAUUCCGGAUGUCAGACCUGGCACCACCUGUAAGAACUCAGGCUGUAAGGUGAUCUACAAGGGGGCAGAGAAUGAGACAGAGGCUUGUAUUUUCCACCCCGGAGUUCCUGUCUUCCAUGAGGGUAUGAAGUACUGGAGUUGCUGUGGCAUUAAAACUACAGACUUCAGUGUGUUUCUGGAGCAAGAGGGCUGCAGCACUGGAAAACACAGCUGGAUAAAGAAGGAGGAUAAGAAGUUGGUGUCUUGUCGACAAGACUGGCAUCAAACCAGCAGCCAAGUGGUGGUGACAAUUUAUGCCAAGAAUCCUCUGCCAGCACUCAGCUCUGUGACGGCCAGUCGCACUGUGAUUGAUGUCCAUAUCAUGUUCGAAGGUGACAAGGUUUUCCAGGCAAAGCUGGAUCUCUGGGGGGUCAUUGAUGUACAGAAGAGCUUUGUAAACAUGGUGCCCACAAAGGUGGAAAUCACCCUGCGAAAGGCCAGUCCCAUGACCUGGGCCAAACUGGAGCAUCUCCAGAGCAGCUCUCAGCCCAGACCAGACCAGACCGAGACAGACCCUAUGGAUGCCGAGGACCCCGAAGGAGUGCAAUGGGAGGAGUCAGAUGACAGCUUGAGCUGGUCAGAGGAGGGAGAUGAGGAGGGGGAGGAAGGAGCAGUAAGCAAAUGACAUUCAUGUAGCGUCUUCAAAAGAGAUUGAAGCCUCUUUCUUUCAAAGACAAGCAUGUGGGACCCCAGAACCAUCUCCAGGUGAGCAGAUUGAAUUCCCUGGAGACUGAGGGCCAGCUCUGAAUUUAAAGCUGCUAGAGACACUGCCUCCCAAGUGUAAAGAGUUCAGGUCACCUAUGUCUCUCUGGCAUUGUCUACACUGGGAUAUUUCUUGUACACUUGUGAGGAAGUUAAAUAGCAGCUACUAAAGUUUGACAUUUUUAAAUCAGUAUCCAGGCGUUUUAAAAGAGCUGGUUGAGGAGCUCAAUGGACUGUUAAUGUUAAUUUUCAUUAAGUCCUGAAAAAUCACAGAAGUUCCAAAACACUGGAAGAAAGCUAAUGUUGUGACAGUAUCCAAAAGGGUAAACCAUAUAACCUGGGUAAUUAUGCACCUGCCAGUCUGACAUUGAUCCCAGGAAAGAUAAAGGAGCAGCUGAUAUGGGACUUAAUUAUAUUACUCUCCUUUAAUUUUUUAUUAAUAAAUGCCAAUCAACAUGGGUUUAUGGAAAAUAGAUCCUGUCAAAACUAAUUUGAUAUCUUUCUUGAAUGAGAUUACAAGUUUUGUUGAUAAAGGUAAUAGUGUACCACAUAACAUUUUGAUUAAAAAAUUGGAAUAAUAUUAAGAUGGCACAUAUUAAGCAGAUUAAAAGCUAGCUAAUGGAUAGGUCUCAACAUUUAAUUAUAAAUGGGGAAUCAUCAUUGAACAGGUGUGUUUCUAGUGGGGUUCUGCAAAGAUCAGUGUUUGGCCCUACACAAUUUAAUAUCUUUAUUAAUGACAUGGCAGAAGACAUAAAACCAUUAUUGAUAAAGUUUGUAGAUGACCCAAAAAUUGGGGGUGGUGGUCAGUAAUGAAAAGGAGAGGUCACUGAUACAGAGUAAUCUGCAUUGCUUGGUAAGCUCAGUGCAAGCAAACAAUAUGUAUUUUAAUAUUCAUAGAUUCCAUGUUGUAGCGAGGUGAGACUCACUGGCACACCACCUCCUGCUGGUUGUUCUGGGAAUUAGCUCUUCCAGACCAGAGCAUCCUCUGCAGGCUGGUGUCUCACCUGCCACUGGCCCCCAUGUCCCUCCCAGACCCCAGUGCCCUUUACCCUGGG